CAAAUCUUUAGAAACAGGACAAGAACCGUUUUGUUAUCGUCCAUUUUAAUGAUUUGAGGUUCAUCGAGAGGAGUGACAUUCUAUUGUUUGAAUAGUUUUUAUCCAUAGAAUUAUAUUUAAAAGUACAAAAAAUGGCUGACGCAGCAACUGAAGGUGCACCUGCCGAAGUAUCAGGAGGUUCAGGACCUCCAACUGGCGGCAUGCCUCCAAGAGGUAGGGGAAUACGUGGUGGCCCAGGUAGAGGUGGUCCCGGAGGACGGGGAGGUUUUCGAGGACGUGGAGGAAUGGGAGACCGAGGACGCGGAGGCCCUCCAAUGGGCCGAGGACGAGGGGGUCUAAGGGGAGCUCCUAGAGGAAGAUUUCCACCAGGUGGGGAUAUUGGUGACAGAGGCCGGGGUGGGGGUCGUGGAAUGGGUAGGGGUGGACCUGGUGGUUUUAGAGGGGGACGAGGUGGCCCAGGAGAUCGUGGGGGAAUGGGAGGCAGAGGUGGUGGUCGUGGAAUGGGAAGAGGUGGCCCUGGUGGAUUUAGAGGGGGACGAGGUGGUCCAGGAGGAGGAAGAGGAGGUCCAGGGGGACCUGGUGGACCAGGAGGUUUGGGGCAAAAGAGGGCACCAGGACAAUUUGGUUCACAAGGGGGAGGUCCAGGGGGACCAGGAGUUAAAAGGCCUAGGUUUGACAAUGGACAAGGAGCUAAUGGAUAUGGGCAAGGUAGUCAGCCAUCAUAUUCCACACAAUAUGGUGGACAAGGUGGAUAUAACCAGUAUGGUGCACAAGGCGGGUAUGAAGGAGGUGGUUAUUCUACACAAUAUUCAAAUCCUACUGCAGGUUAUGGUAGCGGGGGGGGAGACUAUUCAAGCUACCAACAAGGGAGUGAUCAAUAUGGUGGCGGCGGCUACAACACUGGUGGACAAGGUUAUAAUAGUCAAGGGUAUGAUGAUCGAACUGGAGGAUAUGGACAACAGAAUUAUGGUGAGUCUAUUAAUAUUUACAAGAAUAUUUCUGAAUAUUGUAUUGGUGUAAAAAAAGUUUCAUAACUCACUUUGUCAACAUAGCACACCAAAUUUUAGUCAAUAAAUCGUGAAUUACCAAUUUGUUAUAUUUUUUGCAGGAUGGUAGACCGCAGUGCACAAAGAAGUUAGGACAACAAAAAUAUUUUGACUUUAGGUAUAUACAGUACAAUUAAAAUCAUAAUCAUAAUAAGCAGAUCACAUAUACAAAGCACUUUGCAUUUAUUGUGACAAGCUGAGUUUGAAACAAAUUUUUACACUUUUGAGUAUGAGAAUAUAAACAUAAAUGUAGUAAAAACUUUCAUAUAUCUAUUUCAAUCAUUAUCCUGAAUUAUAUUAAGUUAUCAAUCAAAAUGAUUAAUUUAAGGAUUAAAUAUAUACAGAAAGUGCUUUUUGUUUAUGAAAUACUGUAUAAAUUCUUUAUUUAUUAGAACAAUUUGGCAAAUUUAUUAGUUUUGCUAAAAAGAAAAGUAAUGUUUGACUUCCAUAAAUUUGUGUAGAAUUUAUUCCAAAAUUUGCUAGAAAGCCAAAAGGUCAAAUAAUUGAAACUUUAUAAUUCCACUAUUUCAGGUUCGGUCCCACCUAGGCGCUACUAAUUUUAAAAUCUUCCUUAACAAAAACAAAAAAACUUAUGAUUAGUAUUAUUUAUGAAAAAACCUCCAGUAUAAUGUGUUUAGUGUACAAUGGACAAUUAUUUUUUAUAUAUUUUAGUUAAUAGGUUUUACUAUCCUUUUGUAUAGGAUCAUUGCUUUUUUAGUGGCUUCUUAACAUUAAAUUUGAGCAAGAUAUUGAUUAAAUGUUUCUGAAUGAAAUUGGAAAAAGUGAUUAGUCAAAUAAAAAUAUCUUUGUAUAAAAAGUAUUGGUUGUGUUUUAAUUUGGAUAAUAAAUAAAUUUGUAAAGAUUUUCUCAAAGAGAGAGAGAGAGAGAGUGAUUCAUAAGCAUUGAAAAUAAAUGAUAAAUGUAUACAUAUAUAGUUUGUUUUUCACUCGGGAUAUUUCUUCUACCCUAAAUCUAUUAAUGAAAACAAAAUUUAAUAAUUGGUAAAUGUUAGACAAAAUAUUACUAUGUUUAAAUAUUUUAAUAUUCACAUUUUUGAGGUUUUGGCUAUUUGUAAAUUCAAAAAUCAUCAUAAAGUUAUGGAAUAUAUGAAUAUCAAUGUUUUAAAAAAAUUUCAAUAUUUAUAUUGUUCUCUCCUUAGAGCGAAAAUACAUGGUUCAACCAAUUUGAAUGUUGUUUACAUGGUAUCUAAUGUUCGUUAUUUUACAAAUAUAUAUUAAUAAACAAUUUAUUAUUACUAUUAUCUCUUAUUAACUGUCAAAUUUAUCUGUCCAAAUACUUUCAAAUGAUACUUAUAGGGUUUUAAUGUUUCUUGGACAAGGAAACUCCACCCAAAACAUAUGGCCCUGGAGACAUUUUGAGUCUCUGAAGUAUUUGCCCACCCCUGAUUCACAUCAUUAUUCUCAUAUACAGCGAUUGAAUAAAUUUCUGCAUAAUAAUUUAAAUCUAUGUAUUUGCAAAAAAUAUUUUUUUCCAAUUCUAUUACUCGAUCUUUAAUUAUACGCUUUGUAAUCAAGUCUUUUUCUUUUAAAUCACCAAACAAAGUAGCACCACAUUCUUAAAACGCUUUUUCUUUACAAAUUUUCCUUCUGAAAGAAGUUUCUCCAUGACGAGAAAUGCAAUACACAACUUGGAAACUAGCUCCUGUAAUGUUGGGGAAAAUUCUCAUUUUUCUUUUGUAAAAAAUAAGUUGUUCUUUAAUUUCAAUAGUUCCAUAUCCCAAAAAAAUUAAAAUUGACAUUUUCCGCCCAAUGUAUGUAAGAUGUUACAGGAUUUAAUAGUUCAGUAACACAAUAGAAAUGAAAAUCAGCUAGCCAAUCUCCAGCUGGAAAUAUUUUUUUAUAAAUUUGAUUAUAGAUGUAAAUGUUAUUUUUUUUUACAUAAAAAAUGAAUUAAAAAAUCAAAGUGGGUCAGUUAAAAAGCUUGGGUAGGUCAGUAUAUGAUGGGUCAUAGGUUCGCCAUCACUGGUAUAUAGUAUGUAUCGCUACUGUCCAAAUGUUAGUCUUUCCUCUACGACGCACCCUACUCACUGAAAAGUGAAUAGUUAAAUUCCUGUAUUUACACAUUCAUUUCUCGUUCAAUCGCUUUGACAGUGAUUGCCAGAAAUGAAAAUAUUCAGUAUGUUCAAUUCUUUCAAUUUGGUUGCUUAAAUCAAAUUGUAAGGUAAAAGUCAAACGGGUAAUUAAACCUUUGGGAAAUAGUUCCUAGCUGGUUUAACUUGAGCAGCUUUAACCUUUUUUCAUCUUUUUUGCUAAAUGAUUGGGAGUGGAAAUUCACUGGAACAAUUAAUUAUUAUAAUUUAUCGUGACAUUCUUUUGAAGCAUUCACCAAUAGAUUUUAGUUAGGUCUGUUAAAAUUUGUGUAUUGAUAUUCCUAUGUUCCAUAAAAUUUACCUCAAACACUGUAUUUACUGAUUAAAUAAUUACUACUAAUAAAAUUUAGCACUUUCUGUUAUUGAAACAAUAUCACAUAGUAAAAAAACAUUUAAUUUUUUAAAAUUUAUAUUGAAAUGAAAUACCUCAAAAAUCUAACUAGUAUUUAAACAAAGGUUUUAUUAAAAUUUAUAACCAGUUUAUUAACUGUUUUGUUUGUUUGUAUAAAAAUUUUGAUGGCAUGAUAACAUAAAGAAAUUAUAAAAUAAAAUGUUUAAGAUUACUGAAUAAAGUAAUGAAAUCUAA
Messenger RNA from Diorhabda carinulata, 3742 nucleotides. Its product is annotated as TATA-binding protein-associated factor 2N-like. The transcript is spliced from 5 exons. Lineage: Eukaryota; Metazoa; Arthropoda; Insecta; Coleoptera; Chrysomelidae. Bases 132 to 1034 code for a protein of 300 amino acids. The record is from RefSeq and is a predicted model, not a curated record.